AUGCUGUCAAGAAGUAUAGCCACCGCCAGCCGCAUGGUGCCCGCUCGGGUCUUGCGGCCUCGUGCGCAUCCUCUUGUCAUGCUUCCCUCGAUGAUGCAGACCGUUCGCACUUACGCCGAUUCCGUCAUCAAGGUCCCCCAGAUGGCCGAGUCCAUCUCUGAGGGUACUCUCAAGCAGUUCUCCAAGAGCAUUGGCGAUUACGUUGCGCAGGAUGAGGAGAUUGCUACCAUUGAGACCGACAAGAUCGAUGUUGCUGUCAACGCUACAGAGUCUGGUACCAUCAAGGAGUUCCUUGUUGGUGAGGAGGAUACCGUUACCGUUGGCCAAGAUCUCGUCCGUAUUGAACUCGGUGGUGAACCAUCUGGCGACAAGAAGGAGGCCCCCAAGGAGGAGCCCAAGAAAUCCGAAUCCGAGUCGAAACCUGAAUCAAAACCUGAGCCUAAGCAAGAAUCUGCUCCCGAGCCCAAGAAGGAAUCCGCCCCUGCUCCCAGCAAGCCUGAGCCUCCCAAACAGCCCGAGAAGAAGGAGUCCAAGUCUGGAUCUUCCGCCUCAAGCGGUCCUUCCAUGGGCAACCGUGAGGAGCGUCGUGUCAAGAUGAACCGCAUGCGCCUCCGAAUUGCCGAGCGUCUCAAGCAAUCCCAGAACACUGCUGCUUCCCUGACCACCUUCAACGAGGUCGACAUGUCCAACAUCAUGGAGUUCCGCAAGCUCUACAAGGAGGACGUCCUCAAGAAGACCGGUGUCAAGCUUGGAUUCAUGAGCGCCUUCUCCCGAGCCUGCGUUCUUGCCAUGCGCGAUCUGCCUGCCGUCAACGCCUCCAUUGAGGGACCCAACGGCGGCGACACCAUCGUCUACCGCGACUACGUCGAUAUCAGCGUUGCUGUCGCUACCGAGAAGGGCCUCGUGACUCCUGUUGUCCGCAAUGUUGAGUCUCUGGACAUGGUCGGUAUCGAGCAAUCGAUUGCCGACAUGGGCAAGAAGGCUCGCGAUAACAAGCUGACCAUCGAGGACAUGGCUGGCGGUACUUUCACCAUCAGCAACGGUGGUGUCUUCGGCUCCCUUAUGGGCACCCCCAUUAUCAACCUUCCCCAGAGCGCCGUUCUCGGCCUCCACGCCAUUAAGGAGCGCCCCGUCGCUGUUAACGGCAAAAUCGAGAUCCGACCCAUGAUGUACCUUGCUCUCACCUACGACCACCGUCUGCUGGAUGGCCGGGAGGCUGUGCAAUUCCUUGUCAAGGUGAAGGAGUACAUCGAGGAUCCCAGAAGAAUGCUCCUCAUAUAG
This is a messenger RNA of Fusarium coffeatum, 1281 nucleotides long. RefSeq lists its product as uncharacterized. The transcript has 5 exons. Gene Ontology annotation, molecular function: dihydrolipoyllysine-residue succinyltransferase activity. Gene Ontology annotation, biological process: tricarboxylic acid cycle. Lineage: Eukaryota; Fungi; Ascomycota; Sordariomycetes; Hypocreales; Nectriaceae. Gene Ontology annotation, cellular component: oxoglutarate dehydrogenase complex. Bases 1 to 1281 code for a protein of 426 amino acids. The record is from RefSeq and is a predicted model, not a curated record.